Messenger RNA from Jaculus jaculus (lesser Egyptian jerboa), 1448 nucleotides. RefSeq names its product crystallin lambda 1 (gene Cryl1). NCBI's taxonomy places the organism in Eukaryota, Metazoa, Chordata, Mammalia, Rodentia, Dipodidae. The record is from RefSeq and is a predicted model, not a curated record. Bases 74 to 1033 code for a protein of 319 amino acids. Gene Ontology annotation, molecular function: NAD+ binding; L-gulonate 3-dehydrogenase activity. The transcript has 8 exons. Gene Ontology annotation, biological process: fatty acid metabolic process.
CUCCGGCCCGGCCCCGCGCGCGGUCCGCGAGGCGGCUCGGAGCCCACUUCUCCUCGGCUCGGCGCUCCCGGCCAUGGCGUCCCCUGCGGCCGGCGGGGUGGUGAUCGUCGGCAGUGGACUCAUUGGGAGAAGCUGGGCUAUGCUGUUUGCCAGUGGAGGCUUCAAGGUGAAACUCUAUGACAUUGAGCAACAGCAGAUAACAAACGCCCUGGAAAACAUCAGAAAGGAGAUGAAGCUGAUGGAGCAGUCAGGUGCUCUGAAAGGCUCUCUCAGUGCUCAGCAGCAGCUGGCACUCAUUAGUGGCUGUGGCAACCUGGCGGAAGCAGUAGAGGGCGCCAUGCACAUUCAGGAAUGUGUUCCAGAAAACUUAGAACUGAAGAAGAAGAUUUUUACCCACCUCGAUAGCAUUGUCGACGACAGCGUCAUCUUAAGCAGUUCCACCUCUUGUCUCCUACCUUCCAAGCUGUUUGGGGGUUUGGCACAUGUGAAACAAUGCAUUGUGGCUCAUCCUGUGAAUCCUCCAUACUAUGUUCCUCUGGUCGAGCUGGUCCCUCACCCGGAGACGGCUCCAACCACGAUGGACAGAACCCAUGCCUUGAUGCGGAAGAUUGGACAGUCUCCAGUGCGAGUCCUGAAAGAAAUCGAUGGGUUUGUCCUCAAUCGCCUGCAGUAUGCCAUCAUCAGCGAGGCCUGGAGACUGGUGGAGGAAGGAAUAGUGUCUCCUAAUGACCUGGACCUGGUCAUGUCAGAUGGGCUGGGGAUGCGGUAUGCAUUCAUCGGACCUCUGGAGACGAUGCACCUCAAUGCUGAAGGAAUGGUAAGCUACUGUGACAGAUACAGCGAAGGCAUGAAACAUGUCUUGAAGAGUUUUGGAUCUGUUCCAGAGUUCUCGGGGGCCACAGUGGAGAAAGUUAAUCAGGAUAUAUGCAUGAAGGUUCCUGAUGACCCAGUGCACUUAGCUGCCAGAAGACAGUGGAGGGAUGACUGUCUCAUGAGACUUGCCAAGCUGAAGCGUCAGGUGCAGCCCCAAUAAACUGUUGUCAUCUACUGUCACUCCUCCUGCUGUGAAUCCCCAUUUGGGGAAAUUCAAAGCACUUGAUCCAAUUCCUCUAAAUCAGUGAGAAGCACGCAGUGCUCCCCAUAGGCAGCCAUAGACACUCAGAGCCCAAGCCCACCUGGGUUGUCAUAGGAACACAUGGGCUCUUAGGCUCAGGUUUCCUACCAUCCGGGCAAAUAGUCCACAGAUUUUCACCUUUUCUUUCCAGAAGAAUUACACAUGGCCACAUUUUACAGCUAAUGAUUGCAGUUUCCUGUUACUUAAAUCUACUUCAAAAGUAUUUUUGUAAUCAUUUUCUAAUCCUUUUCUGAGUAUUCUGGGACCCUGCCAUGAGGUAACUACCUUCAUUGUGCUAGUGCUUAUUCUGAAUAAAAGUUUUUGAUUCCAUGAA